Molecule: messenger RNA, 648 nt
Organism: Acaromyces ingoldii
Lineage: Eukaryota; Fungi; Basidiomycota; Exobasidiomycetes; Exobasidiales; Cryptobasidiaceae
Product: A1pp-domain-containing protein
Exons: 9
Coding region: 1-648 (215 amino acids)
Source: RefSeq, a predicted model, not a curated record
AUGUCCAAGGUGGGCGUAUCCAAGAUUCCAACGGUGGCCCAGCUGUUUAAAUCAGGCGCCCUCAAGCCAGCUGCGCCCUCGUCCUCGUCGCUUCCGGCCUACUCGCACCUCUCGAACCGCGUUGCUCUCUGGCAAGGCGACAUUACGAAACUCGAGGUCGACGGAAUCGUCAAUGCGGCCAACGAAUCCUUGCUAGGGGGCGGUGGAGUUGACGGCGCCAUCCAUCGGGCCGCCGGGCCAGAGCUCGUCAAAGAAUGCAGAACACUCAAUGGCUGUAAGACGGGCGAUGCAAAGGUGACAAAGGGCUACAAGCUGCCUGCCAAGCAUGUCGUCCACACGGUUGGACCAAUCUACUCGAGAAGCAAUGCGGGUACGAGCAGGUCAAAGCUGCAAUCGGCGUACAGGAGAAGCCUUGAAGCGGCGACAGAGGCCGACAUCAAGACGAUUGCGUUUCCCUCCAUCUCGACGGGCGUGUACGGCUACCCGAUCGAAGAGGCUACCAACGUCUCCCUCGAGGUCACUGGCGAGUACCUGGCAGACAAGGAAAGCUCUCAGCUGGAGCUCGUCGUCUUUUGCGUCUUUGGCGAUGCCGACAAGCACGUCUACGAGCAAGUCAUUCCGAAGCACUUUUCGCCUCAGUCGGACUAG